AUCCGCCCAUUCGCCAUUUCUUUUUGUUAUGGAUGGUUCUUUUAUUUACAAUACUUAAUCGUGGAAGGUUUACAGCUAAAAUAAACCCAUUUUACGAUUUCUCUUGAUUCAAUUUAACACGAUUUCUCUUACUAUGGAUUAACGUGCAGUCAUGGUGGUGAAUUCAGUACAUUGGUUUCGGAAGGGACUGCGGUUACACGAUAAUCCAGCAUUACAGGAAGCCCUAAAUGGCGCGGACACGGUGCGUUGUGUUUAUAUUUUGGAUCCCUGGUUUGCUGGGUCCGCCAACGUUGGCAUCAACAGAUGGAGGUUCCUGCUAGAAUCUUUGGAGGACUUGGACAGCAGUUUGAGGAAGCUAAAUUCCAGACUGUUUGUGGUACGAGGCCAACCUGCUAAUGUGUUUCCCAGUCUUUUCAAGGAGUGGAGCGUCACACGGUUGACUUUUGAGUAUGACUCUGAGCCCUAUGGGAAGGAGAGGGAUGGAGCCAUUAUUAAAAUGGCGCAGGAGUUUGGAGUGGAGACUAUCGUGAGGAAUUCUCACACACUUUACAACUUGGACAGGAUCAUUGAGAUGAACAACUGCCCUCCGCUCACAGCCAAGAAUCAUCUGCUCAUUGAGAUGAACAGCGGCUCUCCUCCGCUGACCUUCAAGAGGUUCCAGGCCUUGGUGAACGUCCUGGAGCUGCCGGCCAAGCCCCUGCCGACUGUCACUAAGGAACAGAUGGACAGCUGUCGGACCAAGAUUUCAGGCAACCACGACCAACACUACAGCGUCCCUUCUCUGGAAGAGCUGGGAUUCAAGACCCAAGGCCUGGGCCCGGCGGUGUGGAAGGGAGGGGAGUCCGAAGCUCUGGAGAGACUCAACAAGCACUUGGACAGAAAAGCCUGGGUGGCUAACUUUGAACGGCCAAGGGUCAGCAUGUGUUCUCUGAUGGCCAGCCCUACAGGUCUUAGUCCGUACCUACGCUUUGGGUGCUUGUCAUGUCGCGUUUUCUACUACAACCUGCGAGAACUCUACAUGAAGCUACGGAAGCAUUGCAGUCCCCCGCUCUCUUUAUUUGGCCAGCUCCUCUGGAGAGAAUUCUUCUACACGGCAGGAACCAACAACCCGAACUUUGACCGGAUGGAGGGCAACCCCAUCUGUGUGCAGAUCCCCUGGGACCACAACCCGGAGGCGCUGGCCAAGUGGGCUGAGGGGAGGACCGGCUUCCCCUGGAUCGACGCCAUCAUGACCCAGCUGAGGCAGGAGGGCUGGAUCCACCACCUGGCCCGGCACGCCGUGGCCUGCUUCCUGACCCGAGGAGACCUGUGGAUCAGCUGGGAGAGCGGCAUGCGAGUGUUCGAGGAGUUGCUCCUGGAUGCCGACUGGAGUGUGAACGCCGGCAGCUGGAUGUGGCUGUCCUGCAGCGCCUUCUUCCAGCAGUUCUUCCACUGCUACUGUCCAGUGGGCUUCGGCCGGAGGACAGACCCCAGCGGAGACUACAUCAGGCGCUACAUCCCUAAGCUGAAGGAUUACCCUGACCGAUACAUCUACGAGCCAUGGAGAGCCCCGGAGUCUGUUCAGAAGGCGGCCCACUGCAUUGUGGGAGUAGACUACCCCAAGCCUAUGAUUAACCAUGCGGAGGGCAGCCGACUUAACAUAGAGCGAAUGAAGCAGGUCUACCAGCAACUCUCCCACUACAGAGGCCUCAGUCUCCUGGCCUCUGUGCCCACCAUCCAGGAAGAGGCGGAGCCUCCCCUGACAGACGAUUCUCAGGCCAGCGGCAGUACCUGUGAGUCACCCCCCCACACGUCCUCUGCCCAGCCCAACACGCUGAAGAGAGGCAGGCCCUCUGACUCGCCGGGCGCCCCGAAGGCCACCCAGUCCAAACACCAGCACACCACGGCACCCCGUGAGGAGCAGGAGCCCGACCAGGGAGAGUGGGACGAGCAGCAGCAUCUGGCAGAGCCCAUGGAUUCGCAGUGACAUACGGAGCUUGCCAUGUGGGAUGGUGAAUGCCAGAAACACAUGGCAGAUGACCUCUGACCUGCGCUGGACCCUAUCACCCAUGCAGGAUUAUUCACAGAUCUAUAUACAAAUAUUUACGUACAAUAACCGGUUUAAAUGUAGGCUAACGCUAACAUAUGGAUCAGCGACAGAAACUGCAUCAUAAUUGCCAAUAUGUAUAAAGCAGAUUUGCAAUGAGUGUAUAUAGCAUGUUGUUGCUUACACCGUUCCUAUCAGCUUUUCUAAUCUGGCGUUCAUCUUUUUAUUAUUGUACUUUCAUGCGCAAGUGGGCAACUACUUUAGUGACGACAGUAGAACCUCAAAGACACAGCGUUACUGUUUGUUUGAAUGUCCUGGGUGUUUUGGUGUUUUCCCAAACAACCUCUAUAUUUAAUCUAUUCCUGUCUCUGAGAUUCCAUUGUGAAGUAUCUUUUUACCUGUUAUUUUGACUGAUUGCAACUAAGUGAUUGGUAAGUAAAACUAAUAUUUUGCCUGUGGCAGAGGACAUAAUAACAAUCAAUUGGGGGGAAGACGGGAAUCGAUGCGUUUCUAUGACUUACUUUACAUUUAAAGUCUGGUAUUCUCCUGAUCUGUAAAAACGUGUCUGUCAGGAAACAAAACCAAACAUUACCCAGAUGGUCUGUGGGUGUGGCCGCACAGAUGAAAUAAAUGUAUGAAACAUGCAUAUAUUUUGUACAUACUACUACUAUAAUUCUGUCAGCACACGGGUGAGUUUGUUCAAAAUCUUUGUAGUAUUAUGUUCACCAUUAUAAUAAUCUUACAAAAAUGGACCUUGAUUCUCCACGUUUUUGGGAAGCUCAACCCUGUGCUAUGGAACUACCCAGAAGCAGAAUAGCUAUAUUAAGAGGCCUACUCUUUCUAUUUCCCAUUAGCACAAAGACCAUCUGUAGUCAGUUUUGAUUCGCCAAAUGCUGUACAUUCCACACAGUCUCUGUUUCCAUGUUCUGCUUUGUGGAAUGGUUAUUUAUUUGUUUUGUACAAAAGAGUUUAUUUUCAUUAAAGCACUAACAGAAUUGUGACCCA
Molecule: messenger RNA, 3031 nt
Organism: Esox lucius (northern pike)
Lineage: Eukaryota; Metazoa; Chordata; Actinopteri; Esociformes; Esocidae
Gene: cry2
Product: cryptochrome circadian regulator 2
Exons: 12
Coding region: 152-1966 (604 amino acids)
Biological process (GO): negative regulation of DNA-templated transcription; circadian regulation of gene expression; entrainment of circadian clock by photoperiod
Cellular component (GO): nucleus; cytoplasm
Molecular function (GO): DNA binding; FAD binding
Source: RefSeq, a predicted model, not a curated record